AUGCUCGUCGCCAACAAAAAGAAGAGCUUUCUGAUGAAGCUGCUCAAGUUCGUCGGAAGAGGAAGUGAGUCCCAGUUCAAAAAGUAGCCCCCCAUCUGCACCUUUUUCCUUUCCAUCCGACCAAAAUUUGAUGUGUUUGCGCUCGGGUUUUUUGUCUUUACGAUUCAAAACCGCACGUGCCUCCUGCUGCCUCCUGACCUUUAGUUUUGGCUCACUGAUCCUGAGCGUUGGCGCAUGACUGAGAAGUGGUCAAACAGUCUCCGAGCGAGAUGGUUUGUUGUUUUGAAGCUUCCCCCUUCUUCUUCUUUCCUUCUUCCACGUACUAAUUGUGAAAAGUGAGAGAAAAGGGGGGAAGACGCAGAGAAAGAAAGGAAUUCGGGCGAUGGGCUAUAAAGUGGAGUACUCGAAGACCUGUGCCGAUCAUCAUCAAAACCGUUUCACUUUCAGAUCAAGUCCAAUCCUCCAAGUCGUGUCUUGCGCAAAUCUAUGAGCAACGAAAGAAGCAGAGACAGAGGUAGGUGGCAAAAGUGGAUGAAACGUGCGGGAAAGCAUCUCCUAAUGACCGAAUGUUUGCUUCCGUUCUGUUUUGCAGCGCGGAUUAGCGAGCUCUUAGAAACGAGCAAUUUCAUGAGUUGGUUUAGCAGGCAAACCAUUCAAAACACCCCGUCAAUGUACGUGUUUUGAACGGCGCCGUACUAACCGCCGACCUGACAAAGCCAAUUUUACUACACUCACAAAACAAUCGAAUUCUUUGCGUGGGUCCAGUAAACAACAAAAAGAUGAUGAUGAUGUGUGGCGCUUAUUUUUCAAUUUAUUUUAUUUAAUUUCAGGUCGUCGAUUAACUCGCAGUUCUCGCACAUCGAGCCAAUGCCGACCAUUCUGGAGGAGGACGAGUUCUCGGUGGCCGCCGAGUGCCGUUGA
Caenorhabditis sp. 36 PRJEB53466 is the source of this 921-nucleotide messenger RNA. Lineage: Eukaryota; Metazoa; Nematoda; Chromadorea; Rhabditida; Rhabditidae. The record is from the annotation of a GenBank genome assembly.